AAAAGUACAGUAUAAAUUCAGUAGGUUGGUGGGUUGCACAUUGUUCUUCUUCAAGAGUCCCCAGACACAUCACAUCUGAGAAAGAACAAGAUUGAUCAUGACCUCAGUGCAGGUGCUAGCCCUGCUGGCUUUGUGCCUAUCAGGGCGCAGUGUGGCCUUUGUCCCCAUUGGAGGAGGGUCAUCCAAUCAUGUCAGCAUUACUGGAAUGGCUGUAUUGCAAACUGUGAUGGAAACGUGUCGGGCGGUGGCUGAGGCAGCUGGUCAUGAGUUCAAGCCCACGGGUUCAUCUCCUGAGGAGCUGGUCCAGGCUUGUUUAGGUCCAACGGCGACAGGAGAAGUGUCUGGUGCAAAGUUUCACUCUGCCCUUCAAUCGAUCUACACACAGAACGGACUGGUAGACCGUGACUUUGUCAACAGUGCUCCACACCACUUUAACUCAGAGGCCUUUCUAGAGGGACGUAGGCUCAUCACGGAGGGUGUAGUAGCCAUAAAGGCUAACAUUCGCAGUGAGAACUUCCAGGCCGCCAGGGAAACACUGGGCAGAGUGCUUCACACACUGCAGGAUUUCUACAGCCACAGUAACUGGGUGGAGCUUGGAUACACAGAGCCAUACAUCAAUCUCAUCCGCCCAGAUCUUCCUCUAGACAACCUUGCAGAUGUGGACACUGCAACCUGCAGUGACUGUGCCAGUGGAACAUGCCCCAAUCCCAUCCUGCCUAACAUCCUGAAGGAGAAGAAACUCACAUCUGGCUAUAUGGGAAUUUUCUCUGCUGCCAAGCCAAAAGGUAAAUGCAGCCAUGGAGGUGCAGGUGACCUGACUGCAACAGCAGUUCCUCGCGGAGGCAUCAGCAAAGACGAACGUCGCUCGGACAAUGUGGCUCUUCACACUGUAGCCGUGAAUGUAGCAACUGCUGCCAGUCUCCAGCUUCUGCAGGACAUCCGGUUUGCUGCUGGGGACGACGACUUUUUGAGAAUGAUGGGGAUCGCCCGCUCUUCUGUGGUGUGCUUUGUCAUUGACACAACUGGUAGUAUGAAAGAUGACAUCGAUGAAGCCAGGGCGGUUGUUUAUGAAAUCAUUGACAGCAAAAAAGGAACACAGGACGAGCCAUCCGAAUACAUUCUGGUGCCAUUCAAUGACCCAAGAUUUGGACCUAUGACCAAAACAACAGACGCUGAAACCAUGAAACGAGAAAUUUCAAAACUCACAGCCACUGGAGGUGAAGAUGAACCUGAGAUGUGCCUGUCAGGACUUCAGUUGGCUCUCACUGGGGCCCCUGACUCCUCCCACAUUUAUGUUUUCACUGAUGCUACAGCCAAAGAUAUUCAUCUCAAGGACACUAUUGUUGCACUUAUGAGGACUACCAAGUCAACGGUAUCGUUCUUCAUGACUACGAGAUCUAGAAGGCAAAGUCGUUCUCUUCGAGCUGCCUCUUUUGAAGACUACAAGGACCUGGCUUUGGCUUCUGGAGGCCAGGCCAUCCAAGUGUCUAAAAAUCAGUUGCCUCAGGCCACAGACAUCAUCCUUGACACCUCAACUUCAGCUCUGGUGACAAUUCUUCAGCGAGCAAGAAAUCCUGGGAAACAGGAGACUUUCUCUUUUAUGUUGGAUGAAUCUCUGAAAAAUAUCACUGUCUACAUAACAGGAACAUCCAUUACUUUCACGUUGACUAACCCUGCAGGUGUUAGCCAGAGCCAUAAUGAGGCCAAUGGUAAACUGGGAACCAUUCAGACCGUGGGUAACUUGAGAAGAAUUCGUCUUAAUGCUGACAAACACACAGGAGCCUGGCAGAUCAACAUCAACUCCAACCAACCAUACACACUUAAAGUCACAGGCCAGAGCAUCAUUACCUUCAUCUAUGACUUUGUGGAAAGUUUCAAGGGACCUCACCCAGGUUAUGCAGUACUCAGUGGGCGUCCACAAGCAGGCCAGCCGGCUUCCCUUAUGCUCUCAAUAAUGGGUAGGAAAGGUCCGUCCUCGUUGUCUGUUGGUGCUGUUGGCCUGGUGACUGUGUCUGGCCCUGAGACUGUAAGCAAUGGCACAGCAACCGACAUGGGUAACGGAGACAUCUUGGUGACUGUUGUUGCAGUCCCUGAGGGGGAGUUUGUGAUCAGUCUGAAAGGAACUGACAAGGUAUCAAAAAGUGAAUUUCAGAGGCAGUCCACCACCCAAAUGUCUCUCUCCAGAGUGAAUAUCCAGGCUGUGGUAGAUAGCAGUGUGGAACCAGGAAAAGCCUUAGAGGUCCCCUUUAGUGUCAGGACCCAGGGUCCUAGUGGUAUAUACACCAUCACAGCCAAAAAUGACGGAGACAUCCCCAUGACCUACCCACCCAGCCUCACCUUGACUACUGGACAAUAUGGUAAUGGUACCUUGACCAUUAAACCACCUGCCAGCAUUCCUUCAGGCACUGAUGUUACUGUUACAUUGGAAGCCAAAUCUGGUGGUGACUCCAACUACGCAGUGUUGAAAAUAUCUGUAGUCACCAAGAUUACAGAUUUUGUUCCACCUCUGUGUCAAGUGGUUGGUGUGCUGGCUGAUGAUUGCCCUCAUGAUGUGUCUCAGUGUGGACCCUUCCAAUGGCAGUUUUUGGCCAACCUAACAGAUGGAAAUGGCACGGGAAUAGAAAGAAUUGCUCUGCAACAGGGCAAUGGAAACCUAACCUACACUUCCUUGAGUAAACCUCUCGUUGUGGCGAACUACACAGCCUCCUGCUGUUCACAGAUUGUUGAGUUUACAGCAGUAGAUAAAGUUGGCAAUGUGGGCAAGUGCUACCAUUCAAUUGAACGUUCUGCUGGCCCUCCUGCCUUAUUCCUUUCUCUGCCACUUUGGUUGUGCCUUCUGGUAUCUGCCCUCCUAGCAAGGCCUUGAAGGGCUUAGGCAAGUACAUUGGAGUGUGAAAGUGAUUGGCAAUAUAGUCAAUAUUUAUAAUAUUCACUCAGUUGUAUCUCAUUGUUAAACACUAUUAGUGUUAUAAACAUAAUUGACAAUA
Messenger RNA from Labrus mixtus (cuckoo wrasse), 2987 nucleotides. RefSeq names its product von Willebrand factor A domain containing 11 (gene vwa11). The record is from RefSeq and is a predicted model, not a curated record. The coding region runs from base 98 to 2866 and encodes 922 amino acids. Lineage: Eukaryota; Metazoa; Chordata; Actinopteri; Labriformes; Labridae. The transcript is spliced from 18 exons.